Molecule: messenger RNA, 3342 nt
Organism: Anopheles aquasalis
Lineage: Eukaryota; Metazoa; Arthropoda; Insecta; Diptera; Culicidae
Product: UDP-glucosyltransferase 2-like
Molecular function (GO): UDP-glycosyltransferase activity
Source: RefSeq, a predicted model, not a curated record
GCGCUUCAGAGAGAAGCACCAAGCGAACAUCCCAGCAGCAAGCGCUCGGAUUAUCGCGCUUUUUGAAAAAAACACUUUGCUUGAUUCUCAUUGAAGUGCCUCUUAGUGAAACGGAUUUUUUGAGGUUAAAUAAGAUAAGAAAUUCCCCAAGAAAUACCGAGUGGUGCGUGUGCAUAGCGUAGCAACGAACGAAGCAUUCGACAAAGUGUGUUGUGUAGCUCGUUGGAUGCUGUGAUUGCCCCCGGGGGCCAUAGUCAGAGAGGUUACUGCACCGGAGAGGUCUCUCGCCAUCGUGGUGCUCGUGUUCGCGCUCUUCGCGAUACUGUGAGCUGCGUUUACAAAACAAAAACAGCCCCAAAACCGGUUCCCUGCGACCAGGGACUGUUCAACCGUCGGUUACUAUAGUGACACACUCAGACAGUCACCAGCUGAUCCAACGGCAAAAAGGGUAGCAAACGACGCUUUCAGCAGCUGAUCAACGCAGCAGCUCCAUAGAGCGAAAGGUCGCGUCGCUGGUCGAUAACGACGUCCAUCCAUCUGACUACGUCCGAGUGCCUUCUUAUCGAGUAACCCCAAACCACCAGUUAAGGAGAGGAACAUUAUCAAACGGAUAAUAUUAUCUCGGAUACAACAGAGAAGAGAUAAAAGGUUCUUGACUUGACACCACCAUAAGUGACCAUCUUUUGUCGAGCAAGCAAAACGUGACUCCUCGAGCGAGGUGACGGAUUUCAAAGGAUUAAUUCAACGGAACAACGGCCCCUGGGGAGCUACGAGACGACACAGGCGUGUCCACGAAGAAAGCACGCUUCACGCCCGGCUGGCCUGAACCGAGCGAGCACCGCGCGCCGCCAAGUGUAACGAGGGCCCCCUGCUCUGUGCUGUGGUUCGUCUUUCCGGCUGAUUGUCGACUUUAUUGAGCGAAAUUUAUUCCAUCACCACCACGCCACCCCUCGGCGACGGAACGGGGAGAAAGGUUCGUCCGACUGACCUGGCACAGUGGCCACGGUGGGUGUGCGUGUACUUCUUCUGGUUAGUGAGCUGCCGACCGGCUACCGAACCAGUGGUGUACGAGCAGAGCAUCCUCAGAGAGCUUGGCGUGCGUCGGCCGUCAAUUUGUCGGGGUGAUCGUCAAUUAGUGGAGGUCAAAGCUGAAGGUGCUGGCAUAUCGGCUGUUCUGUGUGCAGAAAAGUGAAUUAGAACCUUUACCGACGAUCGCUGACGAUCAGUGAUCAGUUACUCGCACCAACGGCCAGCGAUCGACGGCGGUUGGCAACGGUUGGGACAUUGUUGGAAUACUCUCAACAAAAAUAGACUCGCCAGGAAAGUGCCAAAAGUACACAGUAACGCCUAUUGCACGAAUAACGAUGGCGCGUGAGAGAGGUUCGCUGACCGUAUCGCUCCUAGUACUGCUGCUGCUGCUGCUCAUCGCUACGGAACGGUUGGCCGACGCGGCCAAGAUAUUGGCAAUCUUCCCGGUACCGCUGAAGCAACAUCAGCUCGUCUACCAGCCACUGAUCGAGGAGCUAGCGUACCGUGGCCAUGACAUUGUACUGGUGACAACGGAUCCGAUGGAUCUGCAGCGUAGUAACGGUACGCACCAGCUGGCCGAUCGUAUCGAGCAGAUCGAUCUCAGUUUCGCCUACCAGCUGCCCGUCCUUGAGCAACUCAACGUGGACGGGUUGGAUGGGCGUGAUAUGCUGCGCAAGGUGUUUGAUGUGAUGCGUACAAUCUCGGCCGAGGAGCUACAGCAUCCGGCGAUGCAGAAGCUGAUCAAGGCGGCCUCCAGGAGUGGCGCGGACGGUAGUACACCUCCAUCCAACAAGUGUAUCCGCUUCGAUGUCGUCAUCGUCGAGUGGUCCGGUGUUACGCUGAUGAAUGCGUUUGCGGAACACUUCCGAGCACCGCUGAUCGGGAUCGCCAAUGGUGGUGCGUUCAUCAAUGCCCAUGAGGCUGUUGGCAAUCCAAAUCAUCCGAUCGGCUAUCCCAGUAUCUUCAUGCCGUUCAGCGAAGACCUUAGCCUGCUCCAGCGGAUCUCCAGUGUGCUGUUUACCGUCUGGUACAGGUUCUACUACUACACGGAAGAGAUACCGGCACAGAACGCGAUCGCGAUCAGCAACUUUGGUGACACCAUCUCCGAUCUACGGCAGAUCGAACAGAACGCCGAUCUGCUGCUCAUCAACUGCCACCAGGUGCUAGGGAAUGUGCGCCCCGUUGGUCCGACCACCGUACACCUCGGUGGUAUCCAUCAGCGGGCCUCGGUGCGGCCACUACCGGACGAGCUGGCCCUGUUCCUCGAGCAAUCGGAUGCCCCGAUCGCUUACGUCAAUCUGGCCGCACCGUCCGGUGGGCUGGCCGGUCGAGCUCGCAUCGAAAAACUCGUCAAAACGCUCGAACAGCUCGAGGUGGCCAGCGUUUGGUCGCUGAACGAGAAUAGCGUCCCCAUCAACACGUCGGCCCGGAUCUACCAAUCGUACAGCGUACCGCAGGAGGACGUUCUAGCCCAUCCCAAGGUACGCCUCUUCAUAACGGACGGUGGUCAGAUCAACAUCGAAGACGCCAUCCAGCACCGGGUGCCGGUGGUUGGCAUCAGCUACUCGACCUCGUACGAGCACUAUUUGCGCCAGAUCGCCAAGUAUGAGGCCGGUGUAAUCUCGUUAAUUGACUUCGAACCACAAUCCACCUUCAUGGACAAACUGCGUGACGUAUUCACCAUCGAAAGAUACCAAGACAACAUUAACCGGCUACAGCGUCUGGUGAACGAUCAGCCGCAAACAUCGAUGGAGCGCGCGGUUUGGUGGAUCGAGUACGUUGCACGCAACGGUGGUGCGCAACAGCUGCGCGUGAGGCAGCUCUCGUGGUUCGAGUAUCUGAUGAUCGACGUGCUGCUCACGGUUGCUAUCCUCGCAAGCCUGUUCGGGUGCGCCGUUGGUUACCUCAUCUUUCGAGCAGUUCGUUACUCGAAGAGCUUACCAACCGAGAUGGUAACGCGCGGUAGCCGCAAAUGCAAACUGUUGUAGGUUUGCCACUAAGACGAUGGAAUAAUAGGAAUGCCUCCUCACUUGCUCCUCAACACAUCUAAAGUAAAGUCUGAAACGUUUCAAGCGUCAGAGUAGAUAUUGAUUAACCUGGAAUCAAUACGGAAACUGAAUCUUUGAGAAUCUUUGAAAGGACAGACUUUUGUGAGUCGAGUCCCCGUUGUGGUUGGUUAGUGCAUAAGUGCAUCUUGUGAUAUUACCGAUAUAAGCAGUACCUGUACCAAGUAGCGAGAGAAGGAACGUGUGAGAGCGAGAAAGUCACCCAAAUAUGCAAACAAGACAGUAAAAUAAAUGGUUUGCUAAUCAA